Messenger RNA from Brassicogethes aeneus, 2158 nucleotides. NCBI's taxonomy places the organism in Eukaryota, Metazoa, Arthropoda, Insecta, Coleoptera, Nitidulidae. The record is from the annotation of a GenBank genome assembly.
GUUUAUACAACCUUCUUUAUCUCUGUAUACACCAGUAAAACUUUAGCAGCAUUUUAAUAGAAAAUAUAUAAUAAAAGGUUGGAAUAUGGAUUCAUUAACAAUAAAGAUUACACCUUUAAGAAGCAAUGACUUACGUAGAAGGACUCUCUUGCAAACAAGAAUAAUGGCUUCUCCAUUACAAAGAAGUGUUCCAAACAACCCAACACUUAAUAUGGAAAUAGUUAAUGAUGAAAGUGAAAGAUUAAAUAGGCGUAGUCUUGUUGAUAUGCAAAGGAGGUUGUCAAACAUACCCCAAUUACAAUCACCUUUAAAUGAAUCUACAAAGUUUUUGGGAGAACAAGAAAUGAAGGACCAUUUUCAAAUUUGUACAAAAUUAUUUUCUGAAAAUAAAAUUACUACUAAAAAUGCUUGGCAACUUCAUAUAAUCGAUUUGUUAAGACAUAUGUCACAAAAAUCCAAUAGUGAUACUUUACAAGUUGCUAGUACCUCAUUGGAUAUUAGCGCAAAAGUGUAUGGCAUAAGAGUGGAUGAUAUUCAUUCAGAUGGGUUAAAAUUAGCUAGCAGUAUGGCCAGAGCUUCAGAGAAGCAGCUUCCACAAAUAUCUAAUAUUGAUGACAAUUUCGAAUGUAAUGAUGAAAAAAGUCAAGAAAAAAAAAUAAAGAAAAAAAAACGUCUUACAUCUGGCGACAAAAAUACAAUAAGUAAGGACCCAUCCUCUUUGAUUGCUCCCUUGCCAAUAUUAGAAUCUGUAUUUUUUUCAACAAGAACCAAUGCUGAGUCAAAUGCCAUUGACAACUUAUUUACAAAUACAUUAAAAAUGGAUAAUUCUGGUUAUAAAUUUAUGCUGUUGAAUAAUUGUAAGGGUUGGGCUGAUUCAUCAAAUUUAAUUUUAAAGAAAGGAAAAAUAUUUUCCCUUAGUCUGAAUAGUUUAUCAAAUUUUAAAUUGUGCAUUCCUUUUUCUGACUUUCAAGUGGAUGACUGGGAUCCUGAAGAGGAAGAAAAACAAUUGGAAGCUGAAAAAACAUUAAAUUCGCAAAGAGAAAACGAAGUUGUUUUUGAUGAAAAUGGAAUACCCAUUGCUGAAUUAGAUGGAUCCAUUCAUGAUAUUUUUUCAAAUGAAAACAACGAUGAGAUUGAUAUGAAUAUUUCUGAAGAUAUUCAAGAAGAACAGGAAUUUUGUGCACAGGUUCAAGGGGAAAUUGCCCAUAUUAAUAAUUUUCAGCCUGCUGACGUUUUGAUUAAAACCGAAUAUUCAUAUAAUUCAACUCUACGCACACAUAAUGGAAAAGUUAUUGAUCAAAUAUGGGCAGGUCCUAGCCAUUGGAAAUUAAAAUAUAUAAGGCGUUCAACAAGUAGAUUUUCUGGUCAGAAUUCAAAUAUAAGCGAAAAAAAUAUUUUAACAAAACAUGCAAAAGCGAAAAAAAAACUUCCAGCGCAAACUUUUGAAGAGCAAAUAGUUGGAAUGGAUAUUAACAAACAUUUUAAAAUUAAAAAAAAACCUUUAGCCACUGAUCUGCAAAAGAAAACAUUGCCAGUGCCUGACCAGACUUGUGUUAAAUUGAUGGAAUGUAUUAAUGAAUUAAUUUUAAAAAAAGGUGCUGUCCCAGUCACAAAAGCACAACAGAUUGAAAAUGAAAAAAAUCUAUUAAAUUAUGAGGUAUCUGGAUAUAAAUAUGAAAAUCCAAAUGAUUCUCAAUAUUGUUCACAGCAGAAUGAGGAUGAUCCCAUGGACAAUGAGGAUUUAAUGGAUAAUAAUUUUGAUACUGAAGAACGCCAUCAUCAACAACAAAACUUUUUAAGUGAAAAUCUUGUCCACAUGCCUACAUUGGUUCCCAAAUCAUAUGUCCCUUAUGCUUUACAAGCAAAAAAAAUGGAUAUGAAGAAAUUAAAAGCUGCAGUUUGGCAAAAACUUGUUAAAAAUGUGGAAUCUCAAGAUGCCAAAAUUAAUACAAUAUCUUUUUCAAAUUUAUAUAAUGAACUUCCAUGUUUGUUGAACGAAAAAAUGAAAAAAGAAUUAAGUUGUCCUUUAGCUUUUGUGGCUCUACUUCAUUUAUGCAAUGAACAAAAUUUAAAUUUAAAGCAGCUUCCAGGCUAUAAAGAUUUUGUAAUUAAAGAAUAAGGUAUAAUAUAUUAAAGAAUAAGGUAUAAUAUAUUAUAG